UGCUAGAGUGAAAGCGAAACCAAGCGCAGCAGCCGGGCUGCCUUCCGCCGGGGUUCCAGGGCUUGGAGCAGGCCGGGGAGUCCGCGGCGCUGAGGGGCAGGAUGGCCGGGGGGCUGCGGCUGCUGCGCGGGGCCCUGGGUGUCCGGGGGGACCCACAUCUCGGCGGGGCCGUGGCGCUGUGCGGGGCGCUGCUGCUCUGCGGGGCUCUGCCGGCCCUGGCGGCGGGACCAGCGCAGGCUCCCACACCAGCGCCUCCAUUUCGCAGGGUGGAUAUCGCCCUGGGCUGCUCCUACCUGGGGGAAGAUGUGGGGGGCUCGCCCCGUGCCUCCGGGGGCUCAUCCUCCAAGCAUCCUGCCACCCUCGUGCUGAGGAGUGUCAGCGUCAGAGAUGACGGGAACUUGGAUGAUGUGACGGAGUACAAAGCCCCACAGAAAAAACCUGACUCUUCUUCUCCCCUUGUCUUUGAAGCCUCAGCCCAGUCAGUAUCCAUCCCACAUGCAGAGUCCCUGCUGCACACAGACUGUGAUGGGGAGGAGGUGAACUGCGAGAUCUCCCCAUACAGCCCCCAGCAGGCUGGCGAGGGGCCCUGCCAAACCUCCUGGUUCAUCGCAAACCUGCGGCUCUCCAGCGGGAUCAGUGUUGCCCUCAUGCUCAAAGGACCACAUCCACAUUGCAGCAGCCAGGAAGAGGAGCACCAUGCAACACUGCACCCAAAGCUGAGGAUUCCUAUGAGCAAGGAGGGGACAUUGCUGACCACAGUUGAGUUUCAGUCGUCGUCACGCAACACUUCCCUGCGCGCACGUCUUGGCAGCUCAGUCACCCUUGACUGCCACUUUGCCUUGGCUCCCAGCUCCACAUUGUCCUCCCUGGAGUGGAGGAGGCAGCACCGAGGAAGCGGCCGUAGACUUUUCUGGUAUGAAGUGGAGAGCAUAGGCUCAGCAACACAGCCAAAAGUCCAUGUGGAUGUGGCAGAGCUGCUGGGGAGUGGAAAUGCAUCGCUUAGCCUGCAAGAAGUGAGCGUGGGAGAUGAAGGGACGUACAUCUGUUUGGUGUCCACCCCACUGCAUAAGGUCCAGCACAACAUCCAUCUUCAAGUGGCCGAGCCUCCAAGAGUUCGUUUGAUUCCAGAAGUGGUGUCAUUUGAGAGAGGUGUGACUACUACUCUGACCUGCAACAUUGCUGGCUAUUACCCCCUGGACGUCUCGGUGAGCUGGACACAGAAGUCUCCUAAGAAAGCAAAAAUCCGUCUCUCAAACUCACGUUUCUCCAGCCACCGACAAAACCGGGAUGGCACCUACAGCAUCACCUCCUACCUCAGCAUCAGCUCAGCCACAGCACAGGCACCAGCCACCUACAGCUGCCGUGUUUCACACAUGGCCCUGGAAAAGCCCAUCUCUGUGAGUGCCCAUCUUAAGGCACCAGAGCAAACGGGAUCAGAAGGACUGCUGGGGAGUUUCAUCGCUACCAUCAUUUUCAUUGUUGUCCUCUUCAUUGUGUUCGGGAGAAGAGCAGCUAAACCAGAGUCUGAGCAACUUUCAAGGGCUUCAGAAUAGAGGAAACCCUUAUGUCACUCACCUGCAGUCCUUUGUUUCCCAUCCCUUGACAAGUCCUGCUCCGGAGAGCCAACCCUGUCCAAAUAUUAACAGAACUAUUGGUCAGUAUGGGAGGGGUAGGGCUGCCCUUGAUGAAGGAGGUGAGUGACUGAUCAGAGGUAGACUCACAGGAAGACAUGUCUUCAUCUUGGGAGGGCAACAUCCAUCACCUCAGCUCUUUGCUGGGAUGCUGAAUUACAGGUAACCCACAUACCUUUUUAGAAAUGCCUCUUCUCUGGUUUCAGGGAAAAUUAAAUUGUAUGUAGAUGAGUAUUUGUGUGACUGUGUAUAUGUAUGUGUGUAUACAGAUAUAUGUAUGUGUACGUGUUGUAAAUAGGUAUGCAACAUUUACAUAUGUAUGUAAAUAUGUAUCUGUAGCUGUAUAUGGAUACAUUUGGUUAAUGCCUAUGAGGCAAGUGUUUAAGAUAUUUAUGUGGUGUGUGUAUGUGUUUUACCUGUGAUGUUGGGCAAAUAUGUAGGCAAAAUUGGGACUUCAAAAUGGUAAAUCCUCAAACAAGGGAAGUUAUGGGUUAAACUGAUCACAAAUCAAACAAGCAGAAAAAUAUGACUCUCCAGGAGAAAGUUACAAUAAUAUUUUUAAUAGAAAUUUCACUUCUAGAAGCUUACAAGAUGGAGAAAAUCUGCAGUUCUGUAGCUGCAAAAAAGAUGGGCUUGAUUAAAUGCUUUUCCUGCCUAACAGGGAAUUUGAAAGUAACAUAUAGAAAUUUUGUAUAUAACCAGCAAGGGGAAAAAACGCAGAAGGAAGGUGUGGAUGGAAAGGAGGUAUAUGGCACAUAAUAAAAGUGAGAAUUUAUGAAGCAUACAAGGUGAUAAGGAGUGUUCAAAAUAAUCUGGAAAAACUGGAUUGCUGCAAGUGCUAAUGGCACUUGGAAGGUAUUUUUUCAAAAUACGUUGAAAACCAAUAAAUUCUAGCAAUGGCUUAGGCUCUUACUGUGUGGAUAUAGGUCAAACAGUUGACAGAGAUUAUUUUUCAUGGAAGCUUUCUUAUACAGAAAAGAUGGUUGGUUGUAAAUGAAAAGAAACAGCAUUGUGUAUUCGUACUACGUGAGGAUGGUAAGCGACUUUCUAUUUGUGAACUAAGGAGGGUUUUAACAGCAUCUGUUAAGUGUAUUUUUGGAUCAGUAGCCAAGAAAAUUUGCAUCUCAGAAUCAUAAAAGAUUUGACUGAGGAGACACCUGGCCCAAUAGAGUUAGGUUUUUAAAAAUUCUGGCAUAUUAGAGAAAUAGCAAGAUCUUGGAAAAGUGUGUUGUGCCUGUGUUCACAGAGAGAAAGUGAGAUGACAUCAACGACUGUUAGAUGGUUGUGUAGUAACAGUAAUAGGUACAAGAGUGUGAAGUUACUACAAACCAGCUAACAAAGGCUCCAACAAUGAAAAUAACAUCAAUAAUUUAGUAUGUUUAAAAAAAAAUGUGAAAAACAAACUUGAUGUCAUUAUUCGAUGAAAUAAUACAUUUGGUUGAUAAAAACACUGGUACAGAUUUAACAAACCAGUAAAUUUGUAAAUUCUGAACAAAAAAAUAAUAGUGCAUGUAUGCAUCAUAAUUUGCAUUAUAGGGAUUAAUUAUGAGCAAACAGAUGAAUGGCAAAAAUGCGUUGUCCAUAAAAGAAACAGCAAUCAGUGCUGAAAACAUGUGCCUCUCUGCAAGAACUGUGCUGCUUAAUAUUUGCAUCAGGAAAUACAAUUGUAAAAAAAUAUUUUUGAUAAAAUUUCCAAAUGGCAAGAUCAGUAGCUAAAGUGGAGGGAGUCUUCCAGAUCAACAUAAGUCACCUGGCCAGCUGAACAUGCUGAAACAAGAUAAGAUGCUCAGUAAUGCCAGUGGAGUCUCCUCAGGCACAGGACCACCACGCUGUGUCAAUGCUGUUGAUCUAUGAAUCCCUAUCAGUUUCCUGACUUGCGAGUGACUACGGACAGAAUGUAACUGCUGGUGGAAGCAGUUUUUGCUUGUAUCAAUUCCUCUUAAUUUUUGAUGCGUCACCAAUAAAUGAGUAUUUUUAGUUCCAA
Molecule: messenger RNA, 3615 nt
Organism: Columba livia (rock pigeon)
Lineage: Eukaryota; Metazoa; Chordata; Aves; Columbiformes; Columbidae
Gene: TAPBPL
Product: TAP binding protein like
Exons: 7
Coding region: 102-1553 (483 amino acids)
Biological process (GO): peptide antigen assembly with MHC class I protein complex
Cellular component (GO): MHC class I peptide loading complex
Molecular function (GO): MHC class I protein complex binding; TAP complex binding
Source: RefSeq, a predicted model, not a curated record